AUCAUAUUAGCGGCAAUUAUAUCUGCUACAAAAACCUGGGGAAUCUUUACAACCCUCUCAAACCUGCAUAAUCUCUUAUCAGGCUGUAAGAAUGCGCAGCUCCGUGGCGAUCACUACCUUAUUGGGCUUCUCCACAACAGUGGUGAAUGGUUUAGUUCCAACACGAAGACAAUCCGGCCCUUCCUUUGCGGGAAGUAACGAAUAUUUCCUGCAUGCACUUCCAGAGUCAGAGCAGAAGACGUACAUCGAGACGCUCGCUGCACGGGGAGCCAAAGUCUUGAGACUAUGGGUAACCAAUGUCGAAGCCGGCUGCCUCAAAGGCUCCCAAAUCCCUACCACAAUUCCCCCUUUUGAAUCUACAAUCGGCACCUAUGACUCCACCGUCCUCUCCGCCCUCGACACCACACUCUCCCUCCUUCAUGCCUCAAACAUGAAAGCCAUCAUAUCCCCGCAUAAUGCCAAUUCGCUCAGCGGCUCCGCCAGCUGCGACGCCUACUGUGAAAAGUAUGGGGCAGCACCCACAACAUUCUACUCCUCCGUUGCUGCAAAAGCAGACUACGAUGCCCGCCUCUCCGCAAUCCUGCAGUACGCCUCCCCCAACUUCGACGGCCGUGCAUGGAAAGACCUAAGUGAAGUGAUCCUGGCCUUCAACCUCCAGAACGAACCUAUGAUCGAGCAGCUCGAUUUGCUAAAGGGAAAUGAUCCAGAUGACUGGCUUUGUGGCCGCGCUGGGAAUCUACGCCAGGAGUUAGGUGAUUCCAUGAUCAAAGUCGCGACGGGAGGUAUUGGCGGCUCGCAUUAUUGCUGUGAUCAUGAGUUUAAUACGCUCCCCAAGGCCAUGCAGUGUGAUGCUAUUGACAUUAUCAGUAUACAUGGGUAUAAUAGUAGGGCAGGUGACUGGGCGUAUUUCAUCACGGGAGAUGCGGAGGUUGUGACGCCAUCGAAAGAGGCUGGCAAGAACGUUAUGAUUGAGGAGUGGGGGGUUUCCGUCGACUAUCAGGAUGGGUUUGAUGCGCAGGUCAAGGUGUUCAAUGACGCUGGGAUUCCUUGGUUGUACUGGCAGGUUGUGCCUGGUCUGGACGGUAGCCAAUCGGGAGCUCCAACAAACUGCGGUUAUGAUACCUUUGAAAUUGGGCUGGAUAGCUCAAAGGGUGAUGUUGCUAGCGCGAUUAGUGCAGCGAACGCCGCCACUGCAGCCCAAAGCUGGGCGGAUUAUUUUGAUUGAAGACAGCUACUUUACGUACGAAAUGAUGUCAUAAAUGUAUACUUUGUCCUUG
Pyrenophora tritici-repentis Pt-1C-BFP is the source of this 1277-nucleotide messenger RNA. RefSeq names its product Cellulase multi-domain protein. The record is from RefSeq and is a predicted model, not a curated record. Gene Ontology annotation, molecular function: mannan endo-1,4-beta-mannosidase activity. NCBI's taxonomy places the organism in Eukaryota, Fungi, Ascomycota, Dothideomycetes, Pleosporales, Pleosporaceae.